CUCCGGCCACAUCCGGUUAACUCCAGCUAGCUUCAGAAACAUCACGAUGGCAGCGGAGUCAGAGGUUCAGUCUGAGAUCGAGGUGCUCCAGUCCAUCUAUCUGGAGGAGCUGCAGGUGGACAGGACAGAUGACGGGGGCUGGGAGGUGAGUCUGGUUCUGUACCCAUCCACGGCGGAAGACUUAGUCUCUCAGUUUGUUCGACUCACUCUUACUCUGACCCUGGAUCGGCAGGUAUUUCCAACCAAAACAUUUUUUCUGCUCAGCGUCCAGAAGUGUCUUCAGGCGGAGGCUCGGUCGUGGCUCGGAUCUCCAGUGCUUUAUCAGCUCAUUGAGAAAGCUAAAGAAAUCCUUACUGAAAGCAAUAUUCCUCAUGGAAACUGUGUCAUCUGCCUUUAUGGGUUUAAGGAAGGAGAGACCUUCACCAAGACAAGCUGCUACCACUACUUCCACUCGCACUGCCUCGGCCGCUACGUCAGGCACUCUGAGCGGGAGCUCCGCCAGAGGGAGAAGGAGCUGCAGGAGGAUAAAACUAGAGAAACAAGCAGCUGCCAGGAGCUGACGGUGGUGUGCCCGGUCUGCAGAGAGCCCCUCGCGUACGACGUCAACCAGCUUUUAUCGUCUCCGGCGCCGGAGCUGCCCGAGCUUGAUCAGGCGGCCAUCGGCUCAGACUUUCAGAGGAAGUGGGCGGAGCUCCAGAAGCUUUUGGAGAAGCAGAGGUGUAACGGCGGCGUCAUCGACCCUGAGGAGGAAUCCAACCGCUUCCUGAUCCACAUCCAGGAGGUCCCUCCUGUGGCUGAGAUCGGGAACCCUGAGGUCGAUGGGGUAGUCGGGCCCCCAGUUUCCUCUUCUGCGUAUGCAUCUGGCGUCCGAACAGAACAUCCUGUCCCCGAACCUUCGCAGUUUAGAGGCCUUCCUUCUCAGCGGCGUCAGAACCAGGCGAGGGGACCGAGAAGAGGAGGGAGGCCCAAACCCCAUCCUGGGCGAAGUGCCCCCAUCACGGAGCAGCUGGGGCAUCUCUCUCUGUCACCAGACUGCGCCGAUCGAUCAAAGACCAUCAAAGUUCUGGAAGACUGUGGUCGACCCAUGCAAAGAGGCCCAGAGUCCUUCCAGCCGAGGACGGGUCCGGAACCAGAGAAGCAGGUUUCCCCCAAUCACCUGUCAGCUGCUGAAACCGAAGGCCCAAACGAUGGAGGCGGUAGGGGCCACCGAGGGAGAAGAAGGGGCCCCUACCGGCCCUCCUCUGGACCUCCACAGCAGCACUGGGACAGCCGACCCAGAAGUCGAGGAGGGGGGCCACGGCGGGGCCACUACAACAGGGGCCUCCAGCAGAAGGUGGUGGAGAGAGGAAGAGAGGAGGUGGUAUGACAAAGGGCGCCAGGCGGGUGGAGGAGCCCCCGGUGUGCCUCCACCAUCAGGUCCCACCCUUUCCACAGAAAUGACUCUCAGCGCCGUCAGUCACCCUCCCGCUGGCCGCCGCCAUCCCGCCGCCUCAAAAGCGCCUUCAUGCUCGCUCCGCCUCUGUCCCACUGGUUGCUGCUUUGUGAUGUGAUGAACUAUAAAUUAAAUUUUCUCUGGAUGUCAGAACCUUGUAGUCUCCCUCUGUGGUUCCACUUUGCUCCAUUUAUAUUACAUUUUAUCCGUAAACUUUAUAAUUUACACAGAACUUCAAGAAUUAGAUCCAGUGAAAUAAAUGGACCUCGUUUCUGUUGCCUAAAAACUCGUAGUAAAUGAUGUCGUAUUGAUGUUAUAACUUAGAAACCAGGAAUAUUUAUUACAAUAGUUAAAGGUUUUUAGCUAUUAAUUAUUUAUACGGCACUUUGAAUGGUUAAUCUGUAAUUGGGUCAAAGCAAAGAUGCAGUUUGGGUGAAGAAAAUAUCGACCUAUACGUCCUCAGGAAGCAGGCAGAUACCUCUGGAGAGCGGGAAACGGAUCGGCACGUCUAAGCUGAGGCGUCCCAGUCUUCUACGUUGUUAACCUGCACUGAGGAACUUAAUGGUUGUUCUGGUUCUGUAGAUUUAUUAGCGUUUUGUUUUAAUUAUGUGCAAUAAAACAUUUGGAU
Cyprinodon variegatus (sheepshead minnow) is the source of this 2060-nucleotide messenger RNA. It is a transcript of the gene rnf25, whose product is annotated as ring finger protein 25. The record is from RefSeq and is a predicted model, not a curated record. Gene Ontology annotation, molecular function: protein binding; ubiquitin protein ligase activity. Gene Ontology annotation, biological process: protein ubiquitination. Gene Ontology annotation, cellular component: nucleus. The transcript has 9 exons. Bases 47 to 1366 code for a protein of 439 amino acids. Lineage: Eukaryota; Metazoa; Chordata; Actinopteri; Cyprinodontiformes; Cyprinodontidae.